UGCGCCCACAUGUGGACAGGUCACAGGGGUAACGGUGCUGCUGGACGCCGGGUAGCUUGUCAAAUGAAAUCCUCGCAGUUGUGGACCAAUUUCUUCCCCACUGGUGAUCUUUUAGCACAGAGGACGAGACUCGACGGACAGAAACACCCGCAAACAUGUCGUACUGCAAGCAAGAAGGUAAAGAUCGCAUCAUCUUUGUGACCAAGGAAGACCACGAGACGCCCAGCAAUGCUGAGCUGAUUGCAGAUGACCCCAACGACCCAUAUGAGGAACAAGGCUUGAUCUUGCCUAAUGGAGACAUCAACUGGAACUGCCCGUGCUUGGGCGGCAUGGCCAGCGGACCUUGUGGCUCUCAGUUCAAAGACGCCUUUUCCUGCUUUCACUACAGUAAGGAAGAGGUGAAGGGCUCAGAGUGCAUCGACUACUUCCGUAACAUGCAGGAGUGCAUGCAGAAGUACCCUGAGCUCUAUCCUCAGGAGGAGGAUAAAGAAAGCUCCAGCCAAGCAGAGUCUGACCCUGGUUCUGCCUCUGUUGCCUCAACUGAGGGCUCUGCCUUAUCCCCUGAAACUGACGCUGCCCCGUCCACUUCAAAUCUCUCAUCUGACAGUGUGUCACCAACAGACAGUCAGGCUGCCAGCUAAGGUCAAUCACUCAUCAUCCAUAGGCUCUUGUUCUCUGUGUGCAAGCACUGCCCAGUAUAAAUGACUCGCCAUGAGGAGCUCUGAUUGGUCGCUUCUCCUGUUUAAGCCUACAGAAAGGACUUAGACUGACACAGCUCUGACACUCACGGGCAAUAAUUACAAAGGCCAGCAGAGGAGGACUUUGUGACUUUGUUAAUGCAGAAAAACGUAGCGUAUGUACAAAAGUAUAGGCUGCUUUAUUUGCUGAGCACUCAAAAAUCAUUGGAUGAUAUGAUUUAAUGACAGGGACAUUAGCUCAAAAACUCACUUUAUAUGCAAUAGGUUAAUUAAUUUGCUGCGUGUUCUCAUGUCAAUCAGAAGAGUUCAUUAUGUUUGUUGUCCUGUUAAUGACGAUUGAUCAGGAUUAUUACUUAGCACUGAUUUAUCACUAAUCGUUCAGUAUGACAGAAAUCUGAGCAGUUUACAGUUUAACAGUUGAAUCCAUUUGCUUUCCAUCACUUGAGAGACCAAAACACAUGUAAUCUGUAAGAAAACAAGGCUUCUGUUACAGCUUCUUUGCAGUGGACAUCGCAUUGAUAUUAACACAGAUGUUUUAAACUGUUUGUAGACAUCUUGUAGAAACUUCAGGGUCUCCAUCUACGUCUGUUGUCUAAUGAAUGAUGGUUGACACUGUAUCUGGCUGAGACCAAAGUGGUUUGUCACGUUUAACUGUUGCUGCAUAAAUGUUUUUGUUGUCUCAACACUGUCUAGAGUCUCCAGUUUGGAUGCUGUGGUCACCAUUCAGUGUCAUUCAUGUCAUUCAGGCCUUAAAGGACUUGAUGGUAUUUAUCAAAAAUUAAAAUGAUCGUCGAACAAUCUCAA
Molecule: messenger RNA, 1502 nt
Organism: Seriola aureovittata
Lineage: Eukaryota; Metazoa; Chordata; Actinopteri; Carangiformes; Carangidae
Gene: chchd4a
Product: coiled-coil-helix-coiled-coil-helix domain containing 4a
Exons: 3
Coding region: 156-641 (161 amino acids)
Biological process (GO): protein import into mitochondrial intermembrane space
Cellular component (GO): mitochondrial intermembrane space
Molecular function (GO): protein-disulfide reductase activity
Source: RefSeq, a predicted model, not a curated record